GAACGAUGCUCAGUCAUGACCGUCGUUGGAAUGACCCUUUCAGCGGUCGUUCAGGCGGUCCGGUCAAGUGCCGUGACCUUCGCAGGACAAUGUCAAUGCCAUCGCAAUGAGCACUAGCAAUGAACACUAUUCUUUACUUGCGGACCAGUCAAUACCAACUGGUAUUCAAUGGGGCAGCUUUCAGAGUGCAGAUAUGUGGCACCACAUCAACAAUCUCUGGGGCUCUGUCCUCUCGGCCCUUCGAAGCGUCAAAGUCCCCGAUGAGACGCAUCUCUCCUCCGCCUGGGAGUUGACCGCCUUCGCCUCUUCCGAAUUUUACUUUGGCGACCUUGAACGCCGACGCGCUCAGCUUCUGCAGCGCCGCACGCUCCUCCUGGAGCUUAUCGACCUCCAGCGCGCAGUCAUCUCUCCGAUACGCAUUUUACCCGUCGAACUACUCAGCGAAAUCUUCGUCUUCGCCACUCUUUCCGACCGCGACUGUCAACGGUGGGCGGGCGCAGAGCACGUCUUGGCGUCCGUCUGCGUUCACUGGCGCGACGUCGCGCUCGCGACGCCAGCGCUCUGGGCCUGCAUCAACGUCCGCGCAUCGUCGCGCCCUCCAUCGCGAUGGCGCGAGGGCGUGCGCAUCCGCCUCCAGCGCUCAUCAGGCUCACCUCUGAACAUCGCGUACGACUGCGUCCGAUCAACACCUCAGAUCGGCGUCUGCCAGGCGGACUUCGCGUACUGGGACGAAGGUAUCUGGAAGUUGCUUUGCGCCCACGCGCAACGGUGGCAGAAGGUUCUGCUCGGUGGCCUCCCGAUUGAGGCUUUCAAGGACCGGCCGCGCCUAUCGUUUCCGAUCCUCAAUGAGCUCGUAUUCUAUCCUUUCGGGACUGUCGUCAUGGACUUCUUCGCCGACGCGCCCAACCUGGGCAGCCUAUCCCGCGCUGGCUGGCGGCCCAAUAGCGGUCCUAUUCCCUUCCCCUCGGCCUGGAAGCUCUCGGCGCUGUCGCUAUACAUCAAACCCCUCACUGGCGUGCCAUUCUAUCCCAAGGAGUGCAUCGAGGCGCUGGGUAGCUGCAGUGCAAGCCUGCGUAUGUGCUUGCUGCACAUUCUGCAUGAAGGCGAGCUGCCCUUGAGCCCGGAGACGCCCACCGUUACGGUGUUCCCUCGCCUCGAGCGGCUGCACCUCGUCGAGAAAGCGGUCUCCGUCGCAAGUUACAUAGCCGCGCCGAAGCUCACGCACCUCGCCGUUGAGCACCCAGACGUAUCGCAGGACAGCACGUUUACCGCCAUGGCGACCUUGCUCGCGCAGUCGGAUGCAGCGGCGACGUUGAGGUCGGUCGCACUACUCGCCGUCGACGUGAAGAACCCCGCGCUCAUCAGCGGGCUGGCGAAGGCGCCCUUCUUCGACCACCUGGACCUCCUGGCGCACAGCGCGAUGAAGGGGCGCCCGGAGGCGAAGGUGACGGGUGACCUGGUGCAGGCGCUCACGCGCACGGGCAGCGCGGAGUCAAUGGCCUUCCUUCCCAGGCUGAAGAAGUUAACGAUCCGCUUCCUCAACUACGACAACUUCCCUACGGAGCGGCUGCGAGACGCGAUGGGGCGGAUGCUUGAUUCGCGCAUGAACACCGCCUUGGUUGAGGGCAGCGACCAGCUAGAGACUUUGGAGGAGGUCAGGACGGACUGCGAGUGCGCGUAUCUUGUAGGCUCUGUUGGUUCGUCGUGCUUGUCAAGCAGUACCACGAGCCAUUCUCGCUCUUCCUUCAGCAGCGAUUGGGGACCCGAAGUAGCUUGGAACGGCUACGAUAGGGAUCCUGCCGCUGACGGGAACUCCGACUCUGCACACUCUUCUCCCCUCGCGCAUACCAUCGCCGAACUCGUUCAGCAGGAUCAUGCACCCCAUUCCCCCAUCUCCCAACUUCCGAUCGAGCUACUGAGCGAGAUCUUCGAGUUCGCCUGCCUCUCCGAGCACAAUGACCACGAUCACUGGCUCGAUGGAGAGCUUGCUCUCGCUGCCGUUUCCCGAAAUUGGCGUGCCGUCGCACUCUGGACGUCGCGUAUCUGGACGCACAUCACUGUACGUGCUCAGUCCAACCCCUCGCCUGACUGGAGGGAAGGGGUACGCGUGCGCUUGGAACGCUCGUCGAACGCGCUGUUGACCAUCACGUGGACGCUUCAAUGGCACCCGCACGCGAGAGAUACGGAGGUCAACUUGGGCCACUGGGACGCCGAGAUCUUUGCCUUGUUGUGCGCACAGGCGCACAGAUGGCAUAGGGCGGAAUUGGGCUUCCUGCCGUUGCUGGAUUCGUAUGGCGCUCUACCGCGGCCAUCUUUCCCACGUCUGCACGAGCUCAUCGUCUACCCCUUCCUUCCGCUGGCUGUAGAGUUCUUCGGUGACGCGCCGGAUCUUACGACCUUGCCUUGGGUCGGUUAUUGCUGGAACGACCCGAUCACCCUUGUCCCUGGUUGGCGUAUUGCCUCACUGCACCUCAGCAUUCAGCCUCCUAUGUCCACGGAGUUCAGGAUGUUGACGUGCAUGAGGGCCCUCCAGAGCCUUGCGGCGACAAUUAUCCAUUGUCACCUUACAAUCUCGCAUUGGGUUAGCGUCCAGGAUAGCCCAUGGCCCGCCGUCACUGUCUUCGAUCGACUCCGCCACCUGCGCCUGUCCGAGCAGGCCUUCCUUGUCGGCGGGUACAUCUCCGCGCCCGGACUCGUCGACCUCAUCGUCGAGCGCCCUCGACCGCAGGACGACGUUCUCACGCACGUGGCCACGUUCAUCGGCCACUCCAGCGGGCUUCCCGCUUUGCAGACGUUUGUCAUACGCUACGCCAGCAUCUGGCACCAUGCGCUCCUCGACGGGCUCUCCAUCUCGCCCUAUAUCACGGAGCUCGAUCUCAUCGUGUAUGGUGGAACGGCCCACGCAAUGGCCACAGUGCUGACCAAGAUGAUGGUGUGGUUCUUGACGCGCAACGGCGACGCGACGUCGGCGGCCUUUUUGCCGCGCUUGAGGAGGCUGGGGAUGUUUUUCCUGCAGCCCGAGGAGUUGCCCAACGAGAGGCUGCGCGAGGAUAUGCGCGCGAUGGUCAGCUCGCGGCGGCAGGGUGGCAUCUUCAACGGGCAACCUCUGGCCGCGCUCGAGUCUUUCGAGACGGAUUGCGGGGGCGAUUGGCCCUGAGCGAAUUUCUCGGUCGGGGAGACCGUGUGCAUUUUGUUUCUUCUUCUUCAAGUCGGUUUUCCUCCUCUUGGUUUCCGGUUAUCUGCGUUCGGUUUCGGUUUCGGUUUCGGUUUCGAUUUCUUGGCUCUCAGAUGCGGUUCAGCAAGCUACGACACCUCACGCUCUUUCACGUGGUCCCGCGGCGCAAUGUAUAGAUACGACCACCCAUGGACAACGACUGCACAGGCUCACUUACGAUAUGCGACCCCUCCUCCUCUAAUGACCAUCGGUAUAUCUGCAAUCACUCAACUUGUAUUCUGUCACUACGCACGCAUCUGUAUUAUACUCCCACAUUCGUUGCACCUUACCACAUUCAUUGUAUCCUACUUACACACCACACUCAUUGUAGCAUACUUAUAACCACACUCGUUUACUCUCUGUUUUUCUUUUGUCACGCAAUAACGAGCCUGUAUGACGAUGUAUUCGAGCGAGGGCUGAUCUUGCAGUUCGAUGCUGACU
Messenger RNA from Schizophyllum commune H4-8, 3655 nucleotides. RefSeq lists its product as uncharacterized. The record is from RefSeq and is a predicted model, not a curated record. The transcript is spliced from 3 exons. NCBI's taxonomy places the organism in Eukaryota, Fungi, Basidiomycota, Agaricomycetes, Agaricales, Schizophyllaceae. The coding region runs from base 107 to 3157 and encodes 1016 amino acids.